This is a messenger RNA of Polychytrium aggregatum, 2032 nucleotides long. Its product is annotated as HAD-like domain-containing protein. The record is from RefSeq and is a predicted model, not a curated record. Bases 111 to 1748 code for a protein of 545 amino acids. The transcript has 11 exons. NCBI's taxonomy places the organism in Eukaryota, Fungi, Chytridiomycota, Chytridiomycetes, Polychytriales. Gene Ontology annotation, molecular function: phosphoprotein phosphatase activity.
CUUCGGACUGCCGAUCGCUGCUCGCGGGCUCCUGGGGUGUCCUCACGAUCCUCUGGCCUCAUUUGCAAUCCUGCCGAGCAGGCCGUCUGGACAGCCAAUUGCGCGAGGCCAUGCGAAGCAGCCCCGCUCGCCGCCGUCACCUCCAAGGCCCCUCUCGCUCGAUCCUCGGCGACUACGCAGCCACACCGCCGAUAUCCCAGUCCGCACCACGAUCUGUCUCACUCCCUCCUCUCGAAAUACCAACUCGAGCCAGCAUGACCCCAGCAGCACCUCCAGCCACCGAAGAAACCGGCGGCUCGGUCCAGGUUCUGCUCCCGCCCGACUCGCUCGUAGCACCUGUCUUCCAUCAUCCGCCCAUGGCUGGCGCACCCCCCAGCGCAUCGUCGGCGCAAACAUCGAUGCGCAAAUACAUGAUCCAGACCGACAUCAAGCCCACUCUCCGGCUGCUCCAAAUGGAUCAGCAGGUCGAGCAGGAGCAGGAGCAGCAAAGAUCCAAACAGAGCCUCUUGCUGCGGUCACCGUCCAAGCCAAAAAAAGCUGCCCAGCAAGUCGCUCUGGCCGACUCGCCAUCCCGAUCCCGGUCUCCUGCUGCCAAAUUGUCCCGGAUCCUAAUGAGCCCGUCCACAGGGUCGAAAAAACGAGGGCGUCGAGGCGGCAACCCGCUGACACCCUCCAGACGCUCCAAGAAGCCGAUGCUGAGCCCCGGCGAGGCCUCCAAAUGGAAGCAGCUCAAGAUCUUUGAAGUCGGCUUGUUUUCGCCAAACUACAACGUCGUCACAAAGCUCAUUCCCCGAAAAUCCUUGUCAAGGUCGUCAAGUGAGAUAUCCAACACCACAAAGUCACGAACCGACAAGAUUCCACUAAAAGAUUCGACCGAAACACUGAAUCUCGUUGAAGAUGGCGACGACGUCGACGAUGCCCUUACGGACGAGCUGGAUCUCACGGACGAGGCCAGCCCGGAAUCGGAGAGCGAUGGUCUUGCCACCCGCGUCAAAUCCGUCAUCAUUCAGAAUGCCACCACCCAUAUGGACUCGGAAGAUGAGGACGACGACUACGAGGCCGUACGAGACGAGUUUGACCCAUACGAGUUUAUCAGACAGCUGGGGCCUGUCUGCCCAGACGAUUUGAAGAGAACCUCAAAGCUACUGCCAUCAAAGAAACCAGGCCAGAAGAAAAUUACCCUGCUUUUGGAUCUGGACGAAACGCUGGUUCACUGCAAGACCGAACCUCUCGAAAAUCAUGAUUUUAUGAUUCCUCUCACGGUUGCCAGUGAGCACUACGAGGUCUAUGGGCGGAUCCGGCCAUUUGUGGAGGAGUUCCUGGAAAAGGUCUCGCAGCUGUUUGAGGUUGUGGUCUUCACAGCGUCGCUGCAAGUCUAUGCCGAUCUCGUGCUCGACAUGCUUGACAAGAAGAAGAACCGAUUCCAACACCGGCUCUAUCGCGACUCGUGCACCAUCGUCGACGGCGUGCACAUGAAGGAUUUGGAAAAACUCGGCAGAAAUAUCAAGCACACCAUGCUGGUGGAUAAUUCCCCACAAGUAUUUGCCCUCCAGCUCUCGAACGGGAUUCCCAUCAAGUCGUGGUAUGACGAUCAAGACGACCACGAACUACUGGACCUGCUCAAGUUUUUGGAGACUGUCAGCGAUACAGACGACGUCCGCCCUCAUAUCGAUCGACAGUUCAAGCUCAAGGAACUCAUCUGGCCAACAGAUCCAACAACCUUCGAGGACAACGACGACUUGGCGUAACAACAACAGAUUCGACUGCGCUUGGAUCUGCACUUCCAAGUGACGUAUCCGGCUGUCAUGAGAGCAAGCUCUGUGACAACGGCGGAGCCGGGCCGACCACAUCCGCCACGACGCCCGUUGGCGGCUCAGCCUUUGACUGCCAUGCCCGACGAAGACGGACAAGAGCAGCCCUGCGGCCAGUGGGGAGGGUAUGAAGGGUUGGGUCCAGGUCAAAUGGGCUUGGGCCAGUGCGAAGCGUGAUGUCGAAAUACAUGUGCCGUUGCUGCUGGCACGUUGCCCUUGCA